Molecule: messenger RNA, 1275 nt
Organism: Acanthosepion pharaonis
Lineage: Eukaryota; Metazoa; Mollusca; Cephalopoda; Sepiida; Sepiidae
Source: the annotation of a GenBank genome assembly
AUGGAAAUAUGUUUUGUCUCUUUCUCGUUAUUCGUAGCAAAAUAUGAUAUUUGCAAUGUGAAAAGAAUUCCUCUCUCAAUUAUACCCUCCGUAUCCUUUUUUUUUCCAAAAUAUUUUACGAUUAAUGAAUUUUUCAUUCCAUCACAUUUCUUUCAAGUUUACACUUUCCCCUUUUCCCUUUCUCUCUUAUUUUUUCUUUUUCUUUUUCCUUUUCCCUACUCUUUUGCUAGUUUUAACUUUUCUCCUUUUUUCUUCUUUCUUUCCUCUCUUUUCUCCUUUGUCGUACUUUCUCUUUUUUCUCAAUUCCCUAUUAUUUUCUUUGUUUUUCUCAUUUCGCCUUCUUUUUUCUCCUCUUUUACUUGUCCCUUUUUUUUUCCUUUUCCCUUCUUUUUUAUUUUUCUCUUUUCCCUAUCUUUUUCCCUUUUUUUCUCCCCUUUUUCUCCCCUCCCCUUAUUUUUUUCCUUUCCUUUUCUUUUUUGCUUGUUCCUCUUUUUUUUUUCUCACUUUUCUUCCUUUUUAUUUUUGCUUCUUCUUUUUCCUCCAUUUCCUCUUAUUUUCACCACCCCUCCCUUUUCUCAUCUGGUGAGAGUCAAACUUACUACAUUAAAUAAUGGCAUCAGUUUUGUUUGCAAACCAUUUUCUUUCAUUAAAUCACUCUCUCACUUUUCUUCACCUUCUUUUUCUUCCUCUCACCUCUCUCUCUCUCUCUCACCUCUCUCUCUCAUCUCUCUCUCUCUCUCUCUACUUCUUUACAUCUUUUUCCCUGACUCAUAUUCCUAUCUAUCAAAUAUUCUCACCCACCUACACUUCCAUAUUUCAAGGCCUACCGCUUUGUUUCACUAUAUGGGUUACCUGCCAGGUGUUGUCGUAGAUGUGACCUUUCUCCAAAUUAUCUCCCAGAAGUGCUUUUCUCUUACUUUCUCUCCUUCUCUUCUUGUUUUCUUUGUUGUUGUUUUUCUCUCCUCUCUUUUUCUUUCUUUUUACUUUCUUUUUCUAUUUCUCUCUCUUUUUCUUUCUCUCUCUCUUUUUCUGUCUUUUAUUCCACAUUUCCUUAUAUUUCAUUUUCUUUAUCUUUUCCAUUUCCUCUUCAUUCUUUUCCUUUUUUCUUUUUACCAUCUUUCUGUCUGUCUUUCUCACUUGUCUUUUCACUUUUUCUUUAUCUUUUUUUCUCUUUGUUUCUUUUCACUUUUCUUCUUUUUUUCUUUUAUCUUCUUUCUCUUUUUCUUUAGUUCUCUUUUCCUUCCUUUCACUCAAUCCAGCUGCCAUAAUGCUUAA